Molecule: messenger RNA, 2058 nt
Organism: Cydia fagiglandana
Lineage: Eukaryota; Metazoa; Arthropoda; Insecta; Lepidoptera; Tortricidae
Exons: 7
Coding region: 56-1921 (621 amino acids)
Source: RefSeq, a predicted model, not a curated record
GGUUUUUUCGGUGAAAAUAUCAGAUUUCAGUUGGAAAUCAUAGUAACUUGCAAAUAUGAGGUCCAUCGCAGUUGGCGCGUUUCUUGUCGUGGUCUGCGCCCUCGGCCAAGCUGCGACCAUCGGGUCCCAGACCUUGGCACCACCUAACAGCCACGAUAUCUUCGCCAACACCAAGAAACUAAUCGAAGAGCUGGCAGCGAACCUCUGCCAAUCGGCACAGCAAGCUGCAGACGCUAUGAAAGGCUUCGCAUCCGGCUUGAAGGACCAAGUUGGAAUUUUGAAAGAGAGGCUGCAAGCUGACAUCCAGAAGCUGAGGGAUAGAGUAUCGGAAGCUAUCUCUAAUGUCGCGGAUAGGAUCUCUAACGCCGGUGGGGCGGUCAAAGACUGUGUCGAGUCCCAUAAGAAACGUGCCGAUCAACUCCUCAACGACGCUGUAUACAGAACCAUGACCUGCGCCGACGAAAAAGUGCAAGAAAUCAGCGACCUGAUCGCAAGACAGGUAGAAAUAUCUCAGGGAGGGCUCGAAUUUGCCAACAGAGCCACGGAGGGAAUAAAAAAUUGCACAGACAACGAUGACAACAUUUUUAUCAAAGGAGCGUGCCUUGCUAUGCUUGCCUUGAAGACUGAAAUGAGGGGAGCCGUUUUCAUGACGCAAAGCGGAAUCAACGUCGCACGCGUCGACAUAGCUAUAGCCAAGUUGCCCGUCGCCCUAGAACUGUGCGCUGGCCAACGCCUCCUCGAAGCCGGCAUGGGCACAGCCAAGGUCAUCGUGGACCUGCAGAAGUGCAAGGUCACCAACACGAUCACCGCCCUCACAGGGUCCAACACCGCCCUCACAGGGUCCAACACCGCCCUCACAGGAUCCAACACCGCCCUCACAGGGUCUAACACCGCCCUCACAGGGUCGAACACCGCCCUCACAGGGUCCAACACCGCCCUCACAGGGUCCAACACCGCCCUCACAGGGUCCAACACCGCCCUCACAGGAUCCAACACCGCCCUCACAGGGACCAUCACCGCCCUCACAGGGUCUAACACCGCCCUCACAGGGUCCAACACCGCCCUCACAGGGUCCAACCCCACCCUCCCUGAUGCUCCUGGUGCAAAUGUUGACAUUUCUUUUGGAAACGAUCCUAAUGCAGAAGCAAAAGAAAUCGUUCCUUCAAAAAGCUACUUGGCACGUCUGACUCAAAAUCAAAUCAAUUCAAUACAAUCUAAAGAACUCGCCAAUAUCGAUGUAAACAGGUUGCUGAGUAUUAGUGACUUAUGGGAUAGAAUUAAAAACAGUAUUACUAACGCAUGGAACGCCGUGAAAGACAUAGCUGAUAAAACUAGAGAGAAAAUCAACGUGUGGCUUCAAAAUAUAAAGAAACGAGCGGUAGAAGCGGUCAAAGAUUUUGAGGCCAAGUUAGAAGUCCUAAAAGACAGAUUUAACCAAUUUAUACAGGUAUUGAAGAAAAAAGCAGGAGAAAUUAAACAAUGUAUCCAAGACGACAAGGACAUAAUCCAAGAAUUACUUAAGCAAAUAGCACAAAGUGUGGGAUCGUGUAUUGUUGACAGUGUUAAUAAUGCAUCAGUUUUAGAUAGCUAUCAGUCAAAAUUGGUGCUUGAUGACACUGAAUUUAUUAAAGACGCUGAAGAUAAGAUGAAUAAAUGCGUACAGAAAGUCGACAAUGCUGAUGAAUGCCUGAAUAAAGCUAGAGGAGAGAUUUAUGAUAUCAUGGAACAAAAGGAGACUGAAAUUAUGAAUACUUCGUUUCAUUUUCAGAGAUCAGUUAGCAGAGACGUAGUAGAAGACGCUUUGGAGACCAUCCUGAAUUGUGCAGCAGACGGGCUAAUUGAAGCCUCAGUGGCGAUUACAGAAGAAAUAAUAAACAUCGUCAACUGCGUUAAGAGUGAAAAAGAAAAACCUUUUGUUUAAACAAUUUAAAUACCUAAAAUUGUUGACGGUGAAGUUCACUUCGAAUUUUUUAUUAUUUUAAUCUUCUCGUAUAAAUUGGAAGUAUCAGAAAAUGUGUAGGUAAGCGUUGUUUAACAUUAAAUACUAUUGGGAUUGCA